AUGCCUCCAAGAAAUCAUGGUCAAUCAAGUGGAAACCCUAAAUGUCCGGGAUGUGGUCGUCAUUUUGCAGAUUUGCGAGGACAUGUCUUAAGGAUACAUAGAACUACAAUAGCGGAGUUACAACGACAACGACGACAACAAAGUAUUACAAUACUAAAUGAAAACCCUAAUUCGCGUCAAGAAAGACCUAAUCCUCGUAGCGACGAAAAUCACGAACAUGUUUCAGCAUUAGCUAGGGAAGAAAAUCCUACUGAUUCUACUAAUUCUUUGCAAGAAUCUUCUAAUUCGCGUCAAGAAACUCAUAGUGAUGGAAAUCUCGAACAUGUCUCAGCAUUAACAAAGGGAAGUCAACAAGAAAAUCCUACUGAUUAUACUGAUUCUCUGGAUCAAGAAUUUUCUAAUUCGCUUCAAGAAACACCUACUCCAAAUAUUAUUUUUAACCAUUCAACGUUUAAUAACUGCACUUUUAACUAUUAUUAUUAA
Racocetra fulgida is the source of this 483-nucleotide messenger RNA. The record is from the annotation of a GenBank genome assembly. NCBI's taxonomy places the organism in Eukaryota, Fungi, Glomeromycota, Glomeromycetes, Diversisporales, Gigasporaceae.